This is a messenger RNA of Neogale vison (American mink), 732 nucleotides long. RefSeq names its product serine rich single-pass membrane protein 1 (gene SSMEM1). NCBI's taxonomy places the organism in Eukaryota, Metazoa, Chordata, Mammalia, Carnivora, Mustelidae. The transcript has 3 exons. The coding region runs from base 1 to 732 and encodes 243 amino acids. The record is from RefSeq and is a predicted model, not a curated record.
AUGGGAGACCUUUUUUCCUUAUUUUGGGAGGUGGAUCCUCCCCCCAUACCUUUAAGUUUUACCAUUCCAAGUCAGGAAUAUGAAUGCCGGAAGGAUGACUCUUGCGGGACAAUAGGGAGCUUCCUGCUUUGGUAUUUUGUCAUUAUAUUGGUCCUGAUGUUCCUCUCUCGGGCUUCUGUCUGGAUGUCGGAGAAGAAAAAGGAUGAAGACAGUGGGACCAGCACCUCAAUCAGUAAAGCAAGCAAAGACACUUCCUAUAAGCGGCAAAGCAAAGAUGGUGACUGGGAUUCUUUACAAAUGAUGAAAAAACCCAAGCAGAGCCAACUCACCCCUGUAACUGACUCAGAAGUGGCUUUGGUCAAUGCCUAUCUUGAACAAAGACGAGCCAGGCGCCAUUCUCAGUUCAGCCAGGUGAAUCAGAUCCAACACGAUAGUGAUACUACUGAGUGUGACAGUGAAGAAUCAAACUCGGGAGCCUCCUCGUGGAAGGAGAGUGAAAGUGAACACCAUCCAUCACCAGCUAGUAUUAAGAAGAGAAAACUAGCUCAGAGGCCAAGGAAUGUGGGAAGUUGCCAAAUCAGGGAAAGGCCCUGCCUCCACUGCAAAGCCAUGAGAACCAAUGAAUGGUUGACCCGCCACUUCCUUCAAAGUACUUCAGUAACCCACAUGAAGGGAGAUAAUCAAGAGGAAAAUUGUGUACCUGACAUUAAUACAAAAUUCAGUAAAUUUUGA